Corythoichthys intestinalis (scribbled pipefish) is the source of this 11004-nucleotide messenger RNA. RefSeq names its product chromodomain helicase DNA binding protein 5 (gene chd5). The transcript is spliced from 38 exons. Gene Ontology annotation, cellular component: chromatin; nucleus. The record is from RefSeq and is a predicted model, not a curated record. Gene Ontology annotation, molecular function: histone binding; ATP hydrolysis activity; chromatin binding. The coding region runs from base 190 to 6183 and encodes 1997 amino acids. Gene Ontology annotation, biological process: negative regulation of transcription by RNA polymerase II; chromatin remodeling. NCBI's taxonomy places the organism in Eukaryota, Metazoa, Chordata, Actinopteri, Syngnathiformes, Syngnathidae.
UUCAUUCGCGGAUCUCGCAUCGUCACAUUUGAAUGUUCUUGUUUCAUCACAGAGCUGCGGAUAUAGCGGCGGCUGACGAGAAGAGGAGGAGGAGGAGGAAGGGUGAGCGGCGUGCCGAGGGUUAACUUCCCCGAUUGUCAGCCUAAAAGGGGGCUUUUUGCACGAGGAGGAGGGGGCGAUGAGAUCAAGAUGCCCGGGUCGCUGAGCAAUGAAGACGAGGCGCAGGACGACAUGGAUUUUGACGACGAGAUGCCAGAUGAGGAGGACGUGCGCACGGCGCUGCCCCUGGCGUCCAUCGGCAGCUUCUUCUCAGACGAUGACGACUCCCUCAAGCAGCAGAAAAAGAAGAAGAGCAAGAAAAUGAAGGAGGAAAAGGUAGCCAAAGUCAAGAAGCGGAAAAAGGAGGGAGGCAUCCAUGUGAGCGUGGAUAGCGAUCAGGACCGAGUGUCCGAGGCGGACGAAGAGGUGGAGCAUCCCGAGCGGGGCUCCGGGAGCGAGAGCAGCAUGUUCGGACCCACCAAGAAGAAGAAGAAAAAACCCAGGGAGAAGAAAGAGAGGAAGCCCAGGAAGAAGAAGCGGGACGAGGAGGAUGACGAUGAUGACGAGGAUGAUGGGAACAUGAAGGAGCCGAAAUCCUCCAGCCAGUUAAUGCACGAAUGGGGCUUGGAGGACGUCCAGUACGGCUUCACCGAGGACGACUACAAGACCAUCACCAACUAUAAAGCAUUCAGCCAGUUCCUCAGGCCUCUCAUUGCCAAGAAGAACCCUAAGAUCCCCAUGUCCAAGAUGAUGACUGUCCUGGGGGCAAAGUGGCGCGAGUUCAGCGCCAACAACCCAUUCAAGGGGGCAUCGGCCACCGCUGUGGCCGCCGCCGUAGCCGCCGCUGUGGAAACGGUGACCGUGGCGCCCCCAGCCUCUGUCACUCAAUUGAGCGGUCAGCUCGGGCCCGUCAAAAAAGCCAAAACCAAAGAGGGAAAAGGGCCCGGUGCUCGAAAGAGAAGCAAGAGCGCAAAAGACGGCAAGAAGAAAGUGAAACCGAAGAAGACCAAAUCCAAGUCGGGCCAAAGCGGGAAGAAAAAGAAAGCAUCCUCGAGCGACGAAGACUUCCUGGACGAGUCGGACUUCGACGACAUCAGCAUCCUCAGUGCCUCGGUGCUUUGUGACGCCUCGGGGGCUGCCGUCGCUGCCAAGAAAAAGGCUAGACGCGGCCGCAAAAAGAGAAAAAAGGAGGACGGCGACGGCUACGAGACGGACCACCAGGACUACUGCGAGGUGUGUCAGCAGGGCGGCGAGAUCAUCCUGUGCGACACCUGUCCGCGAGCGUACCACCUGGUGUGCCUAGAACCCGAGCUGGAGAAGGCCCCCGAGGGUAAAUGGAGCUGUCCACACUGUGAGAAGGAGGGCAUCCAGUGGGAAGCCAAAGACGAGGAAGACGAGGAGGAGGAGGAGGCGGCAGGCGAGGAAGAGGACGACCACAUGGAGUUUUGCCGAGUUUGCAAGGACGGCGGCGAGUUGCUGUGUUGCGACGCUUGCCCGUCUUCUUACCACAUCCACUGCCUCAACCCGCCACUGCCCGAGAUACCCAACGGGGAAUGGCUAUGUCCACGCUGUAUGUGCCCACCCCUAAAAGGCAAAGUGCAAAAAAUAAUGCACUGGACGUGGGGUGAGGCACCACUCCCAGCCGAGAUGCCACCAGGCGUGGACGGGCAGCCGCCCGUGGACCCCCUGAGCAAGCCGCCCCUUAAGGGCCACCCCGAGAGAGAGUUCUUGGUCAAGUGGGCCGGACUGUCCUACUGGCAUUGCUCCUGGGUCAGCGAGCUGCAGUUGGAACUGUACCACACGGUGAUGUACCGCAACUACCAGCGUAAGAACGACAUGGACGAGCCACCGCCGUACGACUACGGCUCGGGUGAGGAGGAGCUCAACAGUGACAAGCGCAAGAGCAAAGACCCACAGUACGCCGCCAUGGAGGAGCGCUUCUACAGAUACGGCAUCAAACCCGAGUGGAUGGUCAUCCAUCGCGUGCUUAACCACAGCUUUGACAAAGAUGGUGACGUGCACUAUCUGAUCAAGUGGAGGGACCUCCCAUACGACCAGUGCACAUGGGAGGUGGAUGAAUUCGACGUCCCUGAAUACAACAGCCAUAAAGCGGCCUACUGGGACCACAGGGAGCAAAUCUUAGGGGAGGACCAGCGCCCCGCGGUGGUGUCAAAAGGAACUCAGCGGAAAGACGAGCACUCAAAGCGAGAGACCCCACCAGACGCCCCCAUCAUCGAUCCGACCAUCAAGUUCGAACACCAGCCGUGGUACAUCAACGCCACGGGAGGCACGCUGCACCCGUACCAGCUGGAGGGUCUCAACUGGUUGCGCUUCUCGUGGGCGCAGGGCACCGACACCAUCUUGGCUGAUGAGAUGGGCCUGGGCAAGACGGUGCAGACCAUCGUCUUCCUCUACUCGCUCUACAAAGAGGGUCACUCCAAGGGUCCCUUUCUGGUGAGCGCACCCCUGUCGACCAUCAUUAACUGGGAACGUGAGUUUGAGAUGUGGGCCCCUGACUUCUACGUGGUGACCUACACGGGAGACAAGGACAGUCGCGCCAUCAUCCGGGAGAACGAGUUCACCUAUGAGGAUAGUGCCGUCAAGUUGGGACGCAAAGCCUUUCGCAUGAAGAAAGAUACGCCCAUCAAGUUCCAUGUUCUGCUGACAUCCUAUGAGCUGAUCACCAUCGAUCAAGCCAUUUUGGGAUCCAUCACAUGGGCUUGCCUAGUGGUGGACGAAGCCCACAGGCUGAAGAACAACCAGUCAAAGUUUUUCAGGAUUCUCAAUGGAUACAAAAUCUACUACAAGCUGUUGCUCACCGGAACGCCGCUUCAGAACAACCUUGAGGAGCUAUUCCAUCUACUCAACUUUCUCACACCAGAUCGAUUCAAUAACUUGGAAGGCUUUCUGGAGGAGUUUGCCGACAUAUCCAAGGAAGACCAGAUCAAGAAGCUCCACGACCUGCUGGGCCCGCACAUGCUCAGGAGGCUCAAGGCUGACGUCUUCAAGAACAUGCCCGCCAAGACGGAGCUCAUCGUACGAGUGGAACUCAGUCCCAUGCAGAAGAAAUACUACAAGUUCAUCUUGACGCGAAACUUUGAGGCUCUAAACUCCAAAGGAGGUGGCAACCAAGUGUCCCUACUCAACAUCAUGAUGGACUUGAAGAAGUGCUGCAACCACCCUUAUCUUUUCCCUGUUGCCGCUGUGGAGGCUCCUGUCUUGCCCAACGGCUCGUAUGACGGCAACCAGCUGGUGAAGUCGUCGGGAAAACUGACGCUGCUGCAGAAGAUGCUGAAGAAGCUCAAAGACGAAGGCCACAGGGUACUCAUUUUUUCACAGAUGACAAAGAUGUUGGAUCUCCUAGAGGACUUUCUAGAGUUUGAGGGUUAUAAAUACGAGCGCAUCGACGGCGGUAUCACCGGAGGUCUGAGGCAAGAGGCCAUUGACCGCUUCAAUGCACCAGGUGCUCAGCAGUUCUGCUUCCUACUUUCAACCCGGGCCGGUGGUCUGGGAAUCAAUCUAGCCAGCGCUGACACUGUCAUCAUCUACGACUCUGACUGGAAUCCUCACAAUGACAUCCAAGCUUUUAGCAGAGCGCACCGCAUCGGGCAGAACAGGAAGGUGAUGAUUUACCGCUUUGUGACGCGAGGAUCGGUGGAGGAGAGGAUUACUCAAGUGGCCAAGAGGAAGAUGAUGCUGACCCACUUGGUGGUGCGGCCCGGCCUGGGUUCCAAGACGGGUUCCAUGUCCAAGCAGGAGCUGGACGACAUCCUCAAGUUCGGGACGGAGGAGCUGUUCAAGGACGAGAUGGAGGCCGCUCGCAACAUGGGGGGCGACACCAAAGACGGCGAGGAAGGCAACGUGAUCCACUACGACGACGACGCCAUCUCCAAACUGCUUGACCGUAGCCAAGACGCUACCGAGGACACAGAGAUCCAGAACAUGAACGAGUACCUCAGCUCCUUCAAGGUGGCCCAGUAUGUGGUCAAAGAGGAGGAUGGAGAGGAGGAAGUGGAGCGAGAAAUCAUCAAGCAGGAGGAGAACGUAGACCCGGACUACUGGGAGAAGCUCCUGCGUCAUCACUACGAGCAGCAGCAGGAAGAUCUGGCGCGCAACCUGGGCAAGGGCAAGCGCAUCCGGAAACAAGUCAACUACAACGACACCACCCAAGAGGACCAAGAGUGGCAGGAUGAUGUUUCAGACAACCAGUCGGAGUACUCAGUGGGGUCCGAGGACGAGGACGAAGACUUCGAGGAGCGGCCGGAAGGUGGGCGUCGACACUCUCGCCGUCAUCUGAGGAACGACAAAGAUAAGCCCUUGCCCCCCCUGCUGGCCAGAGUCGGCGGUAGCAUCGAGGUGCUUGGCUUCAACGCCAGGCAGAGGAAAGCCUUCUUGAAUGCCAUCAUGCGGUGGGGCAUGCCUCCUCAGGAUGCCUUCACCUCCCACUGGAUAGUGCGAGACCUCAGGGGAAAGAGUGAGCGAGAGUUCAGAGCCUACGUGUCUCUGUUCAUGAGACAUCUGUGCGAACCGGGCGCCGACGGGGCCGAGACGUUCGCGGACGGCGUCCCACGUGAAGGCCUGUCGCGACAGCACGUGCUCACCAGAAUCGGGGUCAUGUCUUUGGUCAGAAAAAAGGUACAAGAGUUCGAGCAUGUAAAUGGAAAGCUGAGCUCGCCAGACUUGAUCCCCAUCGGUAUGGAGCUAAAGAAGCUGACCGAUAGCGUAUCGUCAGACCCCAACACCCCGCUGCAGGCCAGCCCGGUUGCCACACAGCCCGGGACACCAAACCCACCAGAGAGGACGGAGGGUCCAGCUGAGGACAAAGACACAGCUGAGCAAGACGGCAAGAAACAAUCAGAACAGGAAGUGAGUCAAAACCGACAGGCAGAACCGACGAUUCCCCGUGAAGACGAGGAGGAGGAGCCUCAUCGACAAGAGGAAAAGGAAGCAGCCGAUGGCAACGAGAGCAAGACGGCUUCCGAGGAGAAAACGGGAGGAGACGACAAGGGGGAAAAAACGGACGAGAGGGCGACCAAUCAGGACUCGCCGAAAAGCGAGAGUCAGCCCAAAGAGCCUGAGAAGACUUCAGAGGGACGAGAUGGAGAUGAGAAGGGGAGCAAAACAGGGAAAGGCGACGAUGAUGUUAAAAGCGAGGACACCCCUUCUGCUGCUGUCCCGGACGCUCGACUAAACGGCGACAAAGACCCACCUGAAGAUGUGGACGACACCAAAAAGGAGGAGAAGAUCGGAUUCAAAACCAAGUUCAUGUUCAACAUCGCUGAUGGCGGCUUCACAGAGUUACACACACUUUGGCAGACGGAAGAGCGAGCGGCGCUGUCGUCCGGCAAGAUGGCGGAGAUCUGGCAUCGUCGCCACGACUACUGGCUGCUGGCGGGGAUUGUCACACACGGCUACGCGCGCUGGCAGGACAUCCAAAACGACCCACGUUACGCCAUCCUCAACGAGCCCUUUAAGACGGAGAUACACAAAGGCAACUAUUUGGAGAUGAAGAAUAAGUUCCUCGCUAGACGGUUCAAGUUACUGGAACAGGCGCUGGUAAUCGAGGAGCAGCUCCGGCGCGCGGCCUACCUCAACAUGAGUCAGGAUCCCGGGCACCCCGCCAUGGCGCUCAACACCCGCUUCACUGAGGUGGAGUGCCUGGCCGAGUCCCACCAGCACCUCUCCAAAGAAUCACUCGGCGGCAACAAGCCCGCCAACGCCGUUCUGCAUAAAGUGCUGAACCAGUUGGAGGAGCUCCUCAGCGACAUGAAAGCCGACGUGACGCGGCUCCCCAACAUGCUGUCACGAAUCCCGCCCGUGUCGGCUCGCUUGCAAAUGUCCGAGCGCAGCAUUCUGAGCCGUCUCACCAGUCGGGGUGGCGAACCUCCGCCGCAGCAGACUUUCAGCCAAGGGGGAUUCACCUGCUCCCAGAUGUACGGAAGCACAUUUGGGGGUGCGUUCAGGGGACCCGGGGGGCAGCCCAUGGUCAAUUACAGUCAGAUGCCUCUGGGGCCGUACGUCAGUGUUUCAAACGGUCCGCCCAGCAGCCACCUAGACAAGAAGACGUUCGAGUCCCUGCGAGACGCGGCCACGCCCGACCUCAAGUCCGGAAAGGCGAGCGAUGUCAUCUGCAUCGAGGACUGAGACGCUUUCUCUCCCGCGUUUUCAUUUGCUGACAUAUUGAAUCUCAAGAAUUGCACUUUGACCUUUGCAGAGGUUUUUUAACUUAAUAUUUUGACUGAAAAAAAAACACCCUCCGACGAGAUGUCAGGACUGAGGUAAAGUGUGACUUUUCCUCAAUUUUUUUUUUUUUUUAACGCAGUAUUCGUCAUUCAUGUCGUGUUGAUUAUUUCGAAAACCUCUUCAUGUAUGCAGUACAUGCCCGGAAAUGCGCCUCCUGCUUGUUGCGACGGUCUUUACCUCACAUGGAUGGUGUUGUGGGUGACACCUGCAGGACUUUUGAUGCAUUGCAGCGUGUUCGGUUUGUACCCGACUCGGGAUAUUUUUGUGAUUUGAAUGUUAGUGACUGCACUCUGAAUGCGGAGGCUGCUUUUUGGUUUAGUUUGAAGAAUGCGACGGGACCAUCAGAGCUAUGUUUUGGCUUCAGUCCUUCAUGAACAUGUGCGCUUAUGUUUGAAAUCGAGAAUGCUGUCUGUUUUAAAGGCUUGAAUCCCUAACUGGAAACCCAAAUUUUAAUCCAUAACCUCUGUUAGAAAAUUUAAUCCAGUCACUUUGACGGCAUCAUCAAGUCAUUACCUAAUUUAAAAAUCCGUAACCCUGGUUUAACAACUAUAACCUAUACAGUUUGAAGAUAGCAACGGGACCAUUACUUCAUUUUGACCAUAACAUUAGUACAGUGGUUCUUAACCUGGGUUCGCGCGAGCCCCAGGAGUUCGGUGAGUAAGUCUAAGGGGUUCGGCGAAGGUUAAGACACAGAGGCUAAAGGCAAAGUGUCGUUUUAAACCAGGUUUUGGACUGGUUUGCACCCUAUUUACAGGCUUUAUUCUAUUUCUUUCAACUGCUAGUCUUCUAUCCAAUGGGAGGAGAAGAUGGUUCGCUCAGUGGAAGGUUGACUCACACUUGGUAUGAGGAAGCAUAACCAGAGGUGGGUAGAGUAGCUAAAAACUUUACUCAAGUAAAAGUAGUCAUCACUCAACUACAAUAAAAGUAUUAGGCGAAAAGUAUUGAGUAACAUUGUGAGUAACUGCUUACAAUGUCAGAUUUUUUUAAAAAAACUGUGGUAUAUUUUUUUCUUAGCAUAUCAUUUUUAUGAACUGUUAUAAGAGGUGUCCAAUACCGGUAGUCCCCGGGUUACAAUGUACUCGACUUACGCGAUUUUGACUUUACGACGCCGGCAUCUCGUCCGCCAUUUUGUCUUCAGUCAGUCGCACUUGAUAUGAGGAAAUAUAACCAGAGGUGGGUAGAGUAGCUAAAAACUUUACUCAAGAAGUGUUACUUCAGAAUAAUAUUAUUCAAUCAAAAGUAUUCAUCACUCAACUACAAAAAAGUAUUAGGCGAAAAGUGUACUCAAUAAGUAACCAUUUUAAUAAUUGCUUACAUUGUCAGAUUUUUUAAAAUAAAGUUUUUUUUUUUUUUUUUUUUUCUUAAGUAAAAGUAGUCAUCACUCAAGUACAAAAAAAAGUAUUAGGCAAAAAUUAUUGAGUAACAUUGUGAGUAACUGCUUAAAAUGUCAGAUUUUUUUCAUAACAGUGGUAUAUUUUUUUCUUACCAUAUCCUCUUUUUGAACUGUUAUAAGAGGUGUCGAAUACAGGUAGUCCCCGGGUUACAAUGUACUCGAUUUACGCGAUUUUGACUUUACGACGCCGGCAUCUCGUCCGCCAUUUUGUCUCCAGUCAGUCGCACUUGAUAUGAGGAAAUAUAACCAGAGGUGGGUAGAGUAGCUAAAAACUUUACUCAAGAAAUGUUACUUCAGGUAAGAAGUGUUACUUCAGAAUAAUAUUACUCAAUCAAAAGUAUUCAUCACUCAACUACAAAUAAGUAUUGGGCGAAAAGUGUACUCAAUAAGUGGGGUGGCGUGGCUCAGUGGUAGAGUAGUUGUCCCCAUAACCAGAGGCUGUGGGUUCGAUUCUCCACCCUGAUGAACUCGUCUAAGUGUCCUUGAGCAAGAUACUGAACCCCACGUUGCUCCUGGUGCUGCGUCACCAGUAGGUAGAUGGCCAGAUAGUGUAAAGCGCCUUGAAAGGUGGAAAAGCGCUAUAUAAGUGUAACAAUGUUAAUAACUGCUUACAUUGUUGGAUUUUUUUAAAUAGUGGUAUUUAUUUUUUUUUUUCUUAGCAUAUCAUUUUUAUAAAAUGUUCUAAGAAUUUUCCAAUACAGGUAGCCCCCGGGUUACGAUGUACUCGACUUAAAUGAUUUCGACUUAUCAGCAUCUCAUCCGCCAUUUUGUCUCCAGUAAUUUUUUUUUAGUCUCAUAGACAGCAUCUUACGAUAUCUUAUUUUUUACAUUACCUUAUUAAUAUGAUGUGUUCUGUCUGCCUUUCCAACAUUAUUCAAAACAAUUCUUAAAAAAAAAUUCUAGCAUUAUUAUUAUAGUACACUAUACAAUAGUAUAAUUAUAAUAAUUAUUCAUUGCCAAUCAUAUUUGUCAUAAAGAGUAUCAUUCUUCGUGUAAAAUCUGUAUUCUGUAGUAUUUACUCAACAUAUUAUAAUAUUAAUUCUGAAGUAUGUGGGAUUAACUCCAGAAAUCUUUGUUUAUAUGACGAACAUGACGUGCUUUUAUUUUGAAAUGUUCACCAGAGGUAUGUUCGCUAAACUGCAAACCGAAAGCUUUACACUCCGUAAAAAAACUUUCUUCAUCAUUGCUUUUGGUGUCACUAAUAGAUUUAAUUUUUUUCCGUUAGCAAAUGCUGUUAACCAGCUGUUGAGUGUUAUUGUAUGACUGAUUGAAGCUGUACUGCAUUGUUUUGCCACAGAGUGUGCUGUCGUGUAUUUUAUGUUCGGUGUGAAGAAGAAAGUUAAAAGAGGCAUUAGCGGCCUCCGGCCUGUUCUCAACUUCUCCCACACUGCACUUUGGCUCUCAUGGAGAGCACGUACGCUCAUGUGUUCGAAAUCAACGAUAGCCGACGUGCAAAGUAGCAAGUGAGCUGUAAAAAUAGCGAGCUUAGCGGGGUGAAAAACGCAGGAGAGCUAAGUGAAGCUAACGAACACCUAAGCGGAGCUAAGCAAUGCUAAACGGAGCUAAGCGAAGCUAAACAGCGCUAAAUGAAGCUAAGCGACUGAUACUCAGUCCGUCGUCGUGGAACAAUCCAUUGUAGUGCGUGUGUGUUGGGGGGGUAAUAUAAAUGCAGCAUUCAAAUGGCUUUCUUUUUGUUUUGUUAUUUGUUUGUUUGGUAUGCUAACAUAAUUAUACAUGACGAAUAGUUGGGGGUGCUGCUGGCUCCGGUGACCCAAGCCCUUGCUCGUUGGGGCAAGGGCAGCUGGUUGGGGGCCUAGGGCGAUCGCCUACUUCGCCUGAAAAGAUCCGCCUAUGGGUAGAGCCACUGUGGAUAGCUCUGAUUGUUGACAACGUUCUUGCUAACAAUGACAAUAAAGUUCUAUUCUAUUAAAAAAUAAAGUCAAAUCGAAUUAGUAGAAUAAAGAGGAAGAAUGUAACGCCUCUCAUGUAGUCCAGAGUAGUGUUUCUUCUUCACGAAUCUAAAGUAAAAGUAUGUCGUGGUAAAACUACUCUUAGAAGAACAUUUUUCUAAAAAGUUACUCAAGUUAAUGUAAUGGGUUACUAACCCACCCACCUCUGGUUAAGAACCACUGAGUUGGAUAUUAGCUUGCUAGCUUAGCUAUAUCGGUUCUGAAUUUUAAAAAAAAGUUGCAUUAUUAUUAAAUUCUUGAGGGUUCGGUGAAUGCACAUGUGAAACUCAUGGGGUUCGGUACCAUUAGGAAGGUUAAGAACCACUGCAUUAGAACAAAAAACUCACCCUUGCAGUUUUUUUCAGCAUGGAUGCGAAAUUCUCGCUUCAGUCCUCCAUGAACAUGACUUGUUUCGUGUAUAUUUAAUACCGUAAUGCUAAUCCUCUCUUUAGAACCUGGGACCAACACGUAGUUUUUAUCUCCUCAUUUGUAGUUAGCCGGUUUGGGUUAGGUUGUAAAAGAACCACGACAGGACCAUCAAAGUUUAGUUUUCCGUUUCCGAAAGUUUUUGGUUUUGUGACAAAUUAUGGUUGUUGAUUGUAAACACAACAAACAAACACACCUGGUCGUUUUUUUAACAUACAGCUCGGUUUUUGCCCCACGAUUGUGGUUUUCCUGAUACGAAAGCGCCCAAACCUUAUUGUCUCUUCCCAUCCAAGCAGACUAUUUAUUUCAUUCCAUGUGAAAGCUUUUUUGUUGCACUAUCGUUUUUGUUCUUGUCGCAAACGACUCGCGUUACAGACGAAACCUCAGAAACGUGUAAAUAAGGUGCCGAAAUCCCCAUGAAAAUAAGAUGAAUGUCCGCAAGGUGACCUCGAAAGGAACGCCGGAGACAACGUAUUCUGAUCAAAUGCAAUCAAACUGAAGUCAGGACGAAUGUACUAAAAAAAACAAACAGACUUCAGUCUAAUAUAAAUAUUGCAUAUGUACAUGCUUCUAUUGAACAUGGCUUCAAAAGCUAGGAAAAAAAAGAACAAAAAAGACCUUGACGAGGCACCUUUUGUUGCAGCGAAUGCACAGCUUCUGAAGCUUUUUUUCUAUGGCGGUUCACUUUGGGGCUGGGGGGGGGGGCGUUUUGAUGAAGACGACGCAUACGGUCUUCUUCUGACUUGUGCUGUGAAGGGACUGGACCACAAAGUGAACGGUCAUCUUUUGAUUUGUACUGUGGUUUUGUUUCAUUGUGUUUUAAUAAAUCUUCUGAUGACAUGUUCUGUAUGCGCUUGUCAAUGUCAACUAAAACUUGGUUCAUGUUGAGUGUUUUGUGACAUUUAGAGGAAAUUAAUUGCUAGUUACGGUAUUUGUUAACACUUUAUUUGACAG